Eriocheir sinensis (Chinese mitten crab) is the source of this 2389-nucleotide messenger RNA. It is a transcript of the gene SF2, whose product is annotated as serine/arginine-rich splicing factor 1B-like. Lineage: Eukaryota; Metazoa; Arthropoda; Malacostraca; Decapoda; Varunidae. The transcript has 4 exons. The coding region runs from base 92 to 823 and encodes 243 amino acids. The record is from RefSeq and is a predicted model, not a curated record. Gene Ontology annotation, cellular component: cytoplasm; nucleus; ribonucleoprotein complex. Gene Ontology annotation, molecular function: mRNA binding.
CCUGGCAACACUGGUAGAAGAGACGCCAUUCUGCUGGCCCGCGAGGAGAGCAGCGUCCAGCGCACCGCCGCCACCUUCCGCACCACCAGCCAUGUCCUACGGCCGAGGCAACAACGAGUGCCGCAUAUACGUGGGGAACCUGCCCCCGGACAUCAGGACCAAGGACAUUGAGGACCUGUUCUACAAAUUCGGGAAAAUCGUCUUCAUAGAUCUCAAGAACCGCCGCGGCCCGCCCUUCGCCUUCGUGGAGUUUGAGGACCCAAGGGAUGCUGAGGAUGCAGUACACUCACGUGAUGGCUAUGACUAUGAUGGCUACCGCCUUCGCGUGGAAUUUCCCCGCAACAGCCUUCCAGGGGCUGCCCGGGGCGGGUCUGGCAGGGGCAGGGGAAGGGGACCCCCAGCUCGACGCUCACAAUACAGAGUGCUUGUUACAGGGUUGCCUCCUACAGGCAGUUGGCAGGACUUGAAAGACCACAUGCGUGAGGCUGGUGAUGUCUGUUAUGCUGAUGUCUACAAGGACGGCACGGGUGUUGUGGAGUUUCUGCGUUAUGAGGACAUGAAGUAUGCUGUCAAAAAGCUGGAUGACUCAAAGUUCCGCUCCCAUGAGGGUUUGAAUUCGCAGGGCGAGAAUUCUUACAUCCGUGUGAAGGAGGACUACGGCGGGUCAAGUCCUGCAUCAGGUGGUGGUGGUGGUCGGGGGAGGUCAAGAUCACGCUCCAGGUCACCCCGAGGGUACAGGGGCUCCCCAACCUACUCCCCUGUGCGGAGGUCCUACUCGCGCUCGCCCUCACGGUCGCGGUCCAGGUCUAGGGACCGCUACUAACUCUGGCUGGCUGUGGUGCAGACCCGGAAAGAAACUUGAUGAGGAUUGGCUGGGCAUUUGGCUGACCUGUAGCGUAGCCACUCUGCCUGCUGGUGCACAGCAGGCUGGGGACGAUGUGCCCUGCCUGGCAUCAGGUGCCCUGCGCUGACUUGACUCUCUUGGCCCAUGCAGUCUGUAACCGGGAUUGGAGGACGUCAGGUCUGCACAGUUGCCAGUCACACGUCCCACUUGCCCUUUGAUUAUUGGUUCUCAGAUUAUCAGUUUUGAUGAGAGGGAAAAUGUGUGGUGCUUCAUCCAGAACUCUUUUAUUUUUAUUCCAAGAAAGUACCACAUGUAAAUAUUUUGAAAUCCAAUUCAUACUAAUGACCACAAAAAUAUUUCUUUUCAAAGACCUAGAUUUGGACAUUUUUGUACUUUUUAAACAAAUUUUGAUAGACUAAGGUACCAUACCUGGAGUAGGCUAAUCUGCCAUUCAUUAGUGGUCAUACUCAGUGCAAGGAAGAGUUAACUUUUGUAAUACAAAGGGCAAGUAAGAUUUAGACAUGUAAGUUGUAUUCAUGAAAUCUAUUGUGAUUACAUUAUAUAGGUUACAGAGAAAUUAAGUUACUUUUCUUUAACAUCUUGUGCUAUUGAUUGUUUUAUGUUCUCACAUUCCAUUCUUACUCCUCAGCUGAAGUAUUCCUUUCUCUCAUUUUACUGGUACUCAUUGUGACCGAAUAACAUUUUGAUUAAAAAUGGAUAAUAAAAUUCUCCUUCGAAUGGAUUUUGUAUUGAACGAAGCUUGACCCAUAGACUAGCUCUCAUUUUACGUGAGACUAAUUGUAUGUUUUUCUUUCUACACAGUCCCGUAGCUAGUAGGCUGCUGCAAUAUGGCCAUCCUUCCUGCCAAAUUAUCGUAGAUUUUGGAAAGCUAGGAUUUGAGAAGUGGAGGAGGAGCAUUCACAAUGGCGUGGACGAGAGGCUCAAUCGGAGUGAGAGGCUCAGGAGGAUACAAUGCUGCAGCAAGCUAGCAAGGGGAGGAUCACACUUUGGAUAUCUUGGAUCACAUUGGAUGAGAUGCUCUCUCUCAUAAGGAUCUCACUUGGAUUUACCAUGGAGAGAAAAGGAGGAUUUUUCGGGGACAUGUUCUGCGCUCAGGAUCUCACUGGAGGAUCAUGGAUCACUUGUGGAUAAGGAUUUGAAACAUUCAAGGGAUUCCGCCGAGUAGCAAAGGACUGGAUUUGUGAGUUAAGGAUUCACCUUCCCCCCUUCAUUGCCUGAACUUAAUAAUAUUUAAUUUCCCGCCAUAGUCCUCACUUAGUACAAACUUACAGGUUACCAGUCAUUAGUUUUCUUUUGUUUUACUGGGUUGUUUAAACAAGAAAAUUUUUAACCUAAUAACAAGCUUUGAAUAUCAUCCAGAAACAUGACUAAUUGAAGUUUGACCAGAAUUGAUACCGUAAGGGGAGGUUGGCAAGGAAGUUCGGAUUUCACUUGUUAUUAAUCAGCUUCUCUUUUUGCAGCAGCAAUACCCCUCAUGGUCUUCUGUUAACCAACAAUGAAUACAUCAAUAAAACACUGUUGUCA